Nannospalax galili (Upper Galilee mountains blind mole rat) is the source of this 4183-nucleotide messenger RNA. It is a transcript of the gene Dcun1d1, whose product is annotated as defective in cullin neddylation 1 domain containing 1. Gene Ontology annotation, biological process: positive regulation of ubiquitin-protein transferase activity; protein neddylation. The coding region runs from base 351 to 1205 and encodes 284 amino acids. Gene Ontology annotation, molecular function: ubiquitin-like protein binding; cullin family protein binding; ubiquitin conjugating enzyme binding. The transcript has 7 exons. Gene Ontology annotation, cellular component: ubiquitin ligase complex. NCBI's taxonomy places the organism in Eukaryota, Metazoa, Chordata, Mammalia, Rodentia, Spalacidae. The record is from RefSeq and is a predicted model, not a curated record.
CUUUAUGUGCCGGGGCUGGGAGGAGUAAUUGCUUUAUUAUAGCAGUUAAGGGCCAUUUGUGAUUCUUAAAAAACAGUUUGUCAAGUUGCUCCCUUGGUUUUGUUUGGGGGGAGGCGGCAGAAGUCACCCAUGCCUGAAGACCCUGUAGUGAGUUGGCUCCUUUGUCAACCUGGCGCUGCCGGACACUGUUUUCAGUUUGGAAGUAUCCAGCCAGACCUUGGAGUUGCAGGCAGGCUGCUGUGUGUGGAAAAGGUGGUGUCGUCCCUUGCCUGGGAGCACAAGGGCCUCUUUGGGGAGGGUGUGCGCCCCGGGCCUCAGUUCAGAGCGGUCGUUUACGCUGAGUGACACUUAUGUGGCCCCAACCUCCGACUGUUUUGGUGGAUGGAUUAUGUGGUUUGGUUCCACAGGUUCAAGAUUUCUCUUUUGUGAACAAGUUGAAAUCAUCGCAGAAGGAUAAAGUUCGUCAGUUUAUGAUCUUCACACAAUCUAGUGAAAAAACUGCAGUAAGUUGUCUUUCUCAAAAUGACUGGAAGUUAGAUGUUGCAACAGAUAAUUUUUUUCAAAAUCCUGAACUUUAUAUACGAGAGAGUGUAAAAGGAUCGUUGGAUAGAAAGAAGUUAGAACAACUAUACAGUAGAUACAAAGAUCCUCAAGAUGAAAAUAAAAUUGGAAUAGAUGGUAUCCAGCAGUUCUGUGAUGACCUGGCCCUCGAUCCAGCCAGCAUUAGUGUGUUGAUCAUUGCAUGGAAGUUCAGAGCAGCAACGCAGUGCGAGUUCUCCAAACAGGAGUUUAUGGAUGGCAUGACAGAAUUAGGAUGUGACAGCAUAGAAAAACUAAAGGCCCAAAUACCCAAGAUGGAGCAAGAAUUGAAAGAACCAGGACGAUUUAAGGAUUUUUACCAGUUUACUUUUAAUUUUGCAAAGAAUCCAGGACAAAAAGGAUUAGAUCUAGAAAUGGCCAUUGCUUACUGGAACUUAGUGCUUAAUGGAAGAUUUAAAUUCUUAGACUUAUGGAAUAAAUUUUUGUUGGAGCAUCAUAAACGAUCAAUACCAAAAGACACUUGGAAUCUUCUUUUAGACUUCAGUACAAUGAUUGCAGAUGACAUGUCCAAUUACGAUGAAGAAGGAGCAUGGCCUGUUCUUAUUGAUGACUUUGUGGAAUUUGCACGCCCUCAAAUUGCUGGGACAAAAAGUACAACAGUGUAGCACUAAAGGAACCUUCUAGAAUGUACAUAGUCUGUACAAUAAAUACAACGGAAAAUUGCACAGUCAAUUUCUGCUGGCUGGACUGAACUGAAGAUCAAUCCUCACAAUUCAAAAUGAGGGUUGAAACAAACUUUAAGGAUACAUCUUGGACCAUACCGUACUUCAUUCUCCUAAUGGUGGUUUGGGCUUGUCUUCUAGUCUGGGCCGCUCUAAACAUUUAUAAUUCCAACAUUGUGGAUUCAUCUUAUAUCUGUGGACCAUCUUAGUUUGUCCUCCCAUAAGUCUUAGAAGCUUUAUGGUGAUUAUUUUGAGGUUUCCAUUCUUGCAUAAAGCACAAUGCUGUCUUCAUCAGAAAACAGUUUGGCCUAAGAAUUAAACGUAAUAAUGAACAUCACAAACAACCUAUAAAAACUUCUUAAAUAUAUGCUUUGGGCUGGUUGCAAAGACUGUGCUGACAGCACUUCUGAUGAGAGUGGGGUUCAAUACUGUGCCGACUCCGGGUGGUGUUCGGUUUGGGGGAAUUUAAUUUUCCUGGAAAAUCACAUAUAUUGUAGAUGUGCAUAGAAUAUAUCUGAUGCAAGAAAUGUCAAAAUAACCAACAUGAAAAGAUUUUAGGAUAACUUGGUGCCUACCUGCAGUAUGUAUUGUAUUUCAGACUGUUUCAAAAAAGGUUCCACAGAAUUAGUCUGCAGUUAUCUUAUCCGUGUUUAUACACAGUGGUCCUGCAAGGAAUUUUUAUUUAGAAAAUGCUGGAAUGAGGCUUAAUGUUGGGUUCCAUUCCCCUCUGCAUUACACAAUACAAAUUGGAUUUCAUUAUGCUUUUGAAAUGCUUAUAUGCCUUUCGAAUAAGUUAAACUAUUUAAUUUGUUUUGAAUGUUUUCAAUUGCAAUACAAUACAAUAUUCUAAAUUCAGGCAUGAGGUUUUUUUUUUUUUUAGGGGGUUUUGUUUUCAUUCUUUUUGGUCAUUGCACUAUGGAACACAGAUGAAAGUCUCUAUAAUUUAUGAGAAAAUAGUAGGAUUUAAAUUUUGGAAAUGGUUGUGAUGAGCCAUGAAGUUCAAUCUUCAUCAUGUAGGUACUGCUCUUUCAGGCAAGUACUCCAUUUUUGAUGACUUCUUAUUUUGUUGAAAUUCCUUUACUGCUAAAUCACUGUGGUUUGCCAGAUCUUUACUCCAGGAGCAGAGAUUUCCAAACAAGCGUGCACUGGUGCAGAAUGCCAAUCUGGCUUCUGUGUUGAUCAAUUAUUUGAUUGUUUUUGUUUCAUUCACAUUAGCUAUUUUCACAUCAAAGCAGAAUGCUAUCUUGUUUAUAUUUUUUUCAUUACAAGACCCAUGAAUUGCUUUCCUGCUGAAAAUGCUUGUUUCUCUGUUUACAAACUGACAUGUGAAGGAGGGUGUAAUCACUUCAUAAAUGUUUCUGUAAGGUGAGUUAAAAAUGGGUAACUAGCUGGGCGUGGUGGUGCAUGCCUGUAGUCCCACGUGGGAGCAGAGGCAGAUGAAUCUCUGUGAGACCGAGGCCAGCCUGUUUAACAUAGCAAUUACCAGCCCAGGUAUGACUACAAGGAGACCCUGUCUCAAAAAAAAAGAAAAAGAGCCGGGCGUGGUGGCGCACGCCUGUAGUCCCAGCACUGGGGAGGCUGAGGCAGGCGGAUCUCUGUGAGUUCAAGGCCAGCCUGGUCUACAUAGUGCGUUCCAGGACAGCUGGGGCUACAGGGAGACCCUGUCUCAAAAAGACAAAAAAAAAGGGGGGGGGGCGGGGAACUUGUCUUUGAUAGGAACAAGUUUUGCUUGGUGUAUCCAGGUCUUCUCCAGGGUCCAGUUAACAAAGGAAUGUACUUCAGGGUAGCAAUACAUUUUAUGCAGAUAUGGAAAUGAUUCUAAGAAACAAUGACAUAGUAAAACUGCUUUUUAUUCACCUGAUUUUGAAAUUACACAGAAAUCUUAUCUUAUAGAAAUAUUAUUAGCAUUCCAAUCAUAACUUUAAUUUAGGAGUGCAAGUCUACCAAAAGAAAAGUUAGAAAAUUUCUAUUCGUGUUUUAGGAAUUGGUUAUUAAAAGAAAAAAGAAGAAGCCUGCUGUUUUCGGUAUUUCUUGAUUUCAUUUUUGUAAAUAUGAAGAACUUCAAUUAUGAAAAAAAAUUUAAAGAUAUAUAUGUAUUGUUUACUUCCUGUCUGGAAGGUUUUGAGUUCUGGUGUUGUUUUCAGAUGAAUUGGUUCAGGUAUGCCUUGGUUGGAAGCAAGAUUCCUAUUAGCUUCUCUCCCUGCCACAUAAUUUUUUUUUUCUCAUAAAAUCUUAAUAUUGGUUGUGGCCUAGUGCCUUGGGUUUUACGGAUUUUACUUUUAAGUGCAAAACCUUUUCAACAAAAUAGUAUUUGUCAUCAGUUUGGUACUAAACAUUUAUAAUUACUGUGUAAUUAUAAACAAAAAUACAUAAAACUUUGACUAUAAUUAUGUAGCAUAAAAGUAAAGGCUGUUCACCAUGCUGUCAUCAUAGAAUUAAAACUAUUACUAGGGCUCAAAAGAGAAGACUGAUUUAAUGUGUUGUGAUUAUUCUGAGGACAAGUGUCUGGUUAUAGGGAAUGUUUUGUACUAAAAAUGGUUACACUGUGGUGUGGGGGGUGUCUGUGAGUCAGAGAGGAAGACAGACACACACACACACACACACACACACACACACACACGACUUAAAUGCUUUAGUUCAUGGGCUUCAGUCUUUAUUCUGGUCAAGUCCCACGCUAAUUCUGUUUCAGACUGAACCACAGAUGGACUUUCCUUUUGCCAAAUGUUAGAACAGGUCACAUUUUAAAAUGUAAUGCUUUUUAAAUAGUAAAAUGUAUAAAAUUAGAAGUACCCACAUACAAAAAUACUUGAGGUCCAAGUUAUCUUCAGUGAACAUCAUCUGCAUAUCUCUGUAAGUUCAAUUGUGUUUCUUACAAUCCCUGUCACAUUACCAACAGAGGCAAUAAAAGCUUCAGUAAUGUU